Closterium sp. Yama58-4 is the source of this 2316-nucleotide messenger RNA. The record is from the annotation of a GenBank genome assembly. NCBI's taxonomy places the organism in Eukaryota, Viridiplantae, Streptophyta, Zygnematophyceae, Desmidiales, Closteriaceae.
AUGAACCACAUCCUUCGACCCCUGCUGGACGAGUGCGUAGUGGUGUACCUGGAUGACAUUCUCAUCUACUCCAAGAACAUGAAGGAGCACGUGGAGCAUCUGCGGAAGGUGUUCGAAAUCCUGCGGAAGAAUAAGUUCUACGUGAAGCUGUCAAAGAGCGACUUCGCACUGGAGAAAGUGCAGUUUCUCGGGCACAUGGUGAGUGCCAAGGGCGUGCACGUGGACCCGCGGAAAAUCGAAGCCGUUAAAAAGUGGAAGGUUCCGGAAAACGUGAAAGAGUUGCAGCAGUUCCUCGGCUUCGCCAACUACUACAACAGGUUUGUGCCGCAGUACGCUAAGAUAGCAGCGCCACUGACCGACCUACUGAAAAAGGAUACGCCCUUCAGAUGGGAUACUCCUCAUCAGCAAGCCAUGGAACAGCUACAGACAGCACUGACCACAGCGCCAGUACUCAUCCUACCGGACCCCGACAAGGACUACGUAGUUGAAGCAGACGCUAGUGACCAGGCAGUCGGAGCAGUACUGAUGCAGGAUCACGGGAACGGUUUACAGCCUAUUGCCUACCUCAGUAAGAAGUUACACGGAGCAGAACUGAACUACCCCAUUCACGACAAGGAAGCCUUAGCCAUAGUCGUAGCCUUCAAGGCAUGGAGGUGUUACCUAGAGGGAGCCAAGACCACAGUAUACACUGACCACUGCAGUCUCAAAUACCUGAAGUCGCAGCCGACGCUUUCACGACGACAGGUGCGGUGGGUGGAUUUCUUGGAAACUCACUUCCACUACGACAUCGUCUACAAACCCGGGCUCCACAACAAAGCUGACGCGUUGAGCCGCCCCGGUCAUGUAGCAGGCAUCCAGCUCGACGGGAUGAACCCUCUGCUCAAGGGUCUAUUCCAACAUGGGUACUCCGUGGACGGCGAGAUCGCAACGGCAGAGAAACAGAAGCUGUUACAGUGGGAGAAAGACUUAGCGGUAAGGAAGGGUUCAGGAAAGAUUUGGGUACCGAAUUACGCCCCGCUACGACAGAUCCUAUUAGAGGAAUUUCAUGACGUACCUUACGCGGGACAUUUCGGGAGCAACAAGACGUUAGCGGGAAUAGCGAAGUAUUACUACUGGCCCCGGAUGGCAGCAGACGUGCAGCAGUUUGUCACCUCAUGCGACACGUGCCAGCGAAUGAAGAGUAGCAAGCAGAAAAAAGCAGGGUUACUUCAGCCUCUACCCGUACCGGAGCAGCCAUGGCAGGUCGUUAGCCUCGACUUCAUCACAGGACUUCCCUCGACCUCACGAGGACACGAUUCCAUCCUCGUAGUAAUCGAUAAGUUCUCCAAAAUGGGUCAUUUCAUACCGACCAACGCCACAGCUACAGCUGAAGCAACUGCUCGCCUCUUCUUCGACCGCAUCAUCACCAUCCACGGCAUCCCCGCUACACUUAUCUCAGACAGAGACCCAAAAUUCACAAGUAAGUUCUGGAAGGAGCUUAUGGGACUGCUGGGGACCAAGCUUGCCAUGUCUUCAGCAUACCAUCCCCAGACUGACGGACAGACGGAGCGACUCAAUCAAGUGGUUGAACAGUUACUGCGUACAGCUUGCAAAGACGACAUCAGCCACUGGGACACACAGUUACCAACCUUAGAGUUCGCUUACAACAACGCCUCACAUGCGGCCACAGGGAAAACCCCUUUCUUCCUGUGUUACGGACGGGAACCACUCACACCACAGCAGCCAACCACACCGGCACACGUCCAAGCCGCGCACGACUUCGUCACCACCAUGCAGCAGCUAUGGGAGAAGACUCAGCGGCGUCUCACCACGAUGCAGAACUCCCAGAAGCAGUAUGCCGAUCGCCAGCGACGAGAUCACUCAGUAGCAGUCGGAGAUCAGGUGCUUCUCGACACGCGCAACUUGAACCUGUCUCACCUACCAUCCAAACUCCGGCCUCGCUUCUGUGGUCCUUUUCUCGUGGAGGCACAGGUGACACCAGUUACAUUCCGCUUGCGCUUACCAGAUACGUGGAAGCUUCACAAUGCUUUCCAUGUUCAGCUACUGAAACCCUACAAGGACCCCAACCAACAGUUCCAGGGACGGCAACUACCGCCACCUCCACCUGUUCUUGUGCAGGAUGAACCAGAGUACGAGAUCGAGCGCGUUCUCACUCAUCGACGCCGCGGCGGCAAGACCCUCGAGUUCCUGAUACGCUGGAAGGGAUACGACCCCACUGAGGACAGUUGGGUUGCAGAAGCUGAUAUGGGCAACGCACGCCGUGCUCUCAAGGACUAUCUUAUCAAGCAGGGUGUAUCUCACGCCACCCAGCUUUGA